This is a messenger RNA of Limanda limanda (common dab), 4539 nucleotides long. It is a transcript of the gene pms2, whose product is annotated as PMS1 homolog 2, mismatch repair system component. Lineage: Eukaryota; Metazoa; Chordata; Actinopteri; Pleuronectiformes; Pleuronectidae. Gene Ontology annotation, biological process: mismatch repair. The coding region runs from base 1715 to 4288 and encodes 857 amino acids. The record is from RefSeq and is a predicted model, not a curated record. Gene Ontology annotation, cellular component: MutLalpha complex. The transcript is spliced from 15 exons. Gene Ontology annotation, molecular function: ATP hydrolysis activity; mismatched DNA binding; ATP-dependent DNA damage sensor activity.
ACAUGGCGGCCUCCGUAGAGAGGACCCGCUUCCAAUGUAAAUCCAAAGCAGGUAGAGAAACACACACGAGUAAAAACACUACCAAGGUUAUUUUAUGAUCAAUUUCCUUUCACCUUAAUCUGAGACACUGAACCUUUAAAUGGUCGCUGCACAAGUGUGGACACAUGAUACACUUUUGCUAAUAAAGCUGCCGAGUGUAGAAUAUCCUGGUUUAUCAGGAUGAAAACACAUACAUCAAAAUGUAAUACGAGUUAUUUGAUGGUUAGUAGCUGAAGUGAUACUGGGACUCAGGACUGUUUACAUGACGUAUCAUUGCGUGACGAGGGCCUUGUACCAGUUCACGCUGGUCAAAGUUUCCCUCCGGUCAAGCAGAGGGAUUGUCACCGACAUUUAGCGACUUUACAGGAGAAGGAGAACAGCUGCUUACUGUCGAACUGGACUUCUUCUUCCUCGUCUUCUUCUCUCGCCCAACUCUCCAUGCUAACGCUAGCUUUAGCUGCAUGUCUCCCGGCGGCUCUCAGCUGGAAUCGGACUAAGAUGUUGCUGCUGCCGCUGAAACUCUCCUCCGAGCGAGUGUUGGGUGUCGAGCCGAACAUGUCUGGACAUAGGUCUGGACCAUAGGUCUGGACGCGAAUCACGACGGGUUGACAGCACACAAAUAAAAAGAUAGUUUAAAAAAACAAACGCUCCCCAGUUCACGACAACUACCCCAUAAUUGCAGUGUGAAAAGCACAAGGUACAAGUGAGCUUCUCAAAGGUUUAGUAAAGCAUAAGACAAGCUAAAGUCCCUCAUAUGUCAAAGCCAUGCCGAGGACUGCCAUGAUUAGCAGCCCGGGGAUGGUCUACAAAUAACCGAUAGCGACUUCAUAUUCCUAUAUAAUGGAACGUAUUGGAUUUAUAGUUACAGCGUGAAAUCACCAUUCAUACACUGUGUUGUGUUUAUCAGACACUCGAAUCUACAGCUUAAAGUGAGUGAGAACGAAGCUGCAGCAAACAAGUUAUUCGUUUUUGUAAAAUGUGAGAUGUUUGCACACGGUUCCUAACAUCUCGACAGGUCAAAGCGGUGCGUUCAUGUACUUAUCGGAAGAUCCCAGCUCGCGAGUUGUGAAGUCGUGUUUAAGUGCUUUCAUAAUGUCUAGAAAUAAACAAGUUGAGGUUGUGGUUUAGUGUUUAGGGUGUUUAAACAACACUUUGAUAUAUAUUUAUAAUAUUUGCAUGAUAAUAAAGAUUAAAAAUGCUGCUGUUCGGACUUGAUGUGGAGUUCACUUGAAUUUCCUGAUUUGAUCCCUCAUUUUACCGAUUAGUCCAAAAGUGCAUGAAUGCACCAAAUGCUGAUGAUGAAAUGUUACAAAGUUUGCGGCCACACUUUCGAUACAUUUGUUAUUAAUUAAUGUUGAGCGAUAUCAUUAAUAUUACGUUAUCAAAGCUCAUAUAUUUACGUUUGAUCUCGUAAACACCAACCGUUUAUUUUAAAUCUAUUUGAAUUUUUUGCAUUUUAUUGUGAAAACUGCUGCUCGUAAAAACUGCUCUCGAAAACUCACGUAUUUACAACACGGUGUCGUGAAGCCGCUCUUCCCUCCAACACUGAAAACAGACAUUGUUUACACUUGUGUGGACGGACACGUGUUAAUAUUGGUCUGUUAACGUGUUCAGGGAAAGUCCCAUGUGAACAAAUGAAUGCAUUCCUCCCAAUCAAGCCUCCCGGACUCUGAAGAUGUCUGAAACAUGCAGCUCUGAACCUGCAGGAGCCAUCAAGGCUAUUGACAAGCACUCAGUGCAUCAGAUCUGCUCAGGACAGGUGGUGCUGACUUUGGCCACUGCCGUCAAAGAGCUGGUGGAAAACAGCAUCGAUGCAGGAGCCACAAAUAUUGAUGUGAAGCUCAAGGAAUGCGGUGCUGAACAAGUGGAAGUGUCAGACAAUGGCAAAGGUGUGGAGGACGCCAACUUUGAAGGACUGACACUGAAGCAUCACACGUCAAAGCUCAAGGAUUUCUCCGAUCUCAUCCACGUGGAGACAUUUGGCUUCAGAGGUGAAGCGCUCAGCUCUCUGUGUGCUCUGAGUGACCUGAGUGUGGUGACGUGCCAUGAGUCCAACCAGGUGGGGACCAAGCUGGUGUUUGACCACAAAGGCCACACGGUGCAGCGGACUCCCCAUCCCCGUCAGCCAGGCACCACAGUCAGCCUGCAGCAGCUCUUCUACACCCUGCCUGUUCGGCACAAAGAGUUCCAACGCAAUAUAAAGAAGGAGUACAUCAAAAUGAUCCAUGUCCUGCAGUCGUACUGUAUCAUCUCCACAGGAGUGCGCAUCACCUGCUCCAACCAAAAUGAGAAGGGAAAACGCAGCACGGUGCUGAGCACCAGCGGAAGCCACAGCAUGAGAGACAACAUCGGAGCCAUAUAUGGACCAAAACAGCUCCAGAGUCUCCUUCCUUUUCAACAACUUUCGCCUACAGAAAAUGUUAUUGAAGAAUAUGGACUCACAAAUGCAGAUCUUCCCAAACAGCUUUUCACCAUCACAGGGUUUGUGUCACGCGGGGAUCAUGGCGUCGGGAGAAGCGCCACAGACAGACAGUACUUUUUCAUUAACAACCGACCAUGUGAUCCCCUCAAGGUGACCAAAGUUGUGAAUGAAGUGUACCACAUGUAUAACAGACAUCAGUAUCCAUUUGUGGCCUUGAACAUAGCCGUCGCCUCAGAUUGUGUGGAUGUGAACGUAACCCCAGACAAACGACAGAUUCUACUUCAGGAAGAGAAGCUGUUGCUGGCUAUUUUAAAGAGCUCUCUCAUCAGCAUGUAUGAGGCUGGGGUCAAUAAGAUCAGUCUGAACCAUAUGCACAUGCCCAGAACCAAUGCAACAUCCGAAUUAUGUCCAGUGGUCCAAUCUAAUGAGAAUGCGCCACAACCUGCAGAAUCCAUGGAACCAGCGAUUCAGAGGCCAAAGUCCUCGUUGAACCUUGCCAGCCUGAAAGCUGCGUUUUCAAGUCAUCACAGCUCCAGUUCUGGGAGCAAAACAAACACGUCAAAAGCAGCAAGCAGCCGCCCAGCACAGACAACUCUGCAGUCUUUUUUAAACUGUUCUGCAAAACCUUCAGUUUCCAGUCUAAGUGUGAAAUCUCCUUUGAAACCUGCUAAAGAUCUCGCUGAAUGCUCCCCAGUGGGAAAAUCUGCACUAGAAGGAUUCAGAUACAGACAGAUAUUGUGUGGGGACUCAGACCACAUCAAAGACAUUGCUGUGUCCACUACAGCAGCUCCAGACAGUCGGUGUUCUGGCCUGGAGGUCAGUUCUCCUGAACCGGGGAUUGACAGGCCCAGAGUUAAACUGGAAGAAUUAGAAGAAACACCAAACAAUAGUCCGACUGUUCCUGAAGCCCCAGCGUUACCAACUGAGCCGUGCGCUUUAGGAGAGAACGGUGCUGUGAGCCCGGAGGCCAAGAGGGCCAGGAAAGAGAAUACAGAAGUCAAACCCAACACUUUCUCAAACUGUUCUGUGGGAUCAGCUUCCAUCACAGUGGAUGCUCCAGGCUGCGUCCAGAGGAGGACGGUGCCUCUGCAGUUCUCUCUACAGGAGCUUGAAGGGAAGGUUAAGAGGAUCCAGGAGCGGCAGAGGCAGAACGUGGCUGAGAAGCUACGCUACAGACGCUUCCGGGCCAAGAUCAACCCCGGAGAAAACCAAAGUGCAGAGGACGAGCUGAGCAAGGAGAUCAGUAAAGACAUGUUCAAAGAGAUGGAGAUCAUCGGUCAGUUUAACCUCGGCUUCAUUAUCACCAAACUGAACUCGGACAUCUUCAUGAUUGACCAACAUGCCACAGAUGAGAAGUACAACUUUGAGAUGCUGCAGCAGCACACGGUGCUCCAAGGACAGAAACUCAUCGCCCCUCAGAAACUUCACCUCACUGCAGUCAGCGAGAACAUACUCUUGGAGAACAUUGAGAUUUUCAGAAAGAACGGCUUUGAGUUUCUGGUUGAGGAGGACGCUCAGGUGAUGGAGAGGGUGAAGCUGCUGUCUCUGCCCACCAGUAAGAACUGGACGUUCGGUCCAGCCGACAUCGAGGAGCUGGUCUUCAUGUUGAGCGACAGCCCAGGAGUCAUGUGUCGGCCAUCCAGAGUCAGACAGAUGUUUGCCUCCAGAGCGUGUCGCAAAUCUAUCAUGAUCGGCACUGCUCUGAGUGUCAGCGAGAUGAAGAAGCUGGUGGUUCAUAUGGGGGAAAUCGAGCAUCCUUGGAACUGUCCCCACGGCAGACCCACCAUGAGACACCUCAUCAACCUGGACAUCAUCUCACAAGACUGACCAGAGUGACGAGGAAGGAACAGACUGAACACCAUCAUUUCACUCCAGUUUAUCCCUGUUCAACAUCCCCCUCACUGACGCACUGAAGACCUGAGUCCGAACUAUAGAUAUUGUAAAUUAGUUUUAUUCAAAUGAUUUGUAUUCACAGAUUGUCUGUGUUUGAUCUGUGUUUUUGUGUAUAUAUUAUGUGUAUUUUACAUCACAAAAAUAAUUGUUUUUUAUUUGCAGGGAAAUAAACAACAUAUAUUCUU